This is a messenger RNA of Candida dubliniensis CD36, 2268 nucleotides long. It is a transcript of the gene PMT4, whose product is annotated as dolichyl-phosphate-mannose-protein mannosyltransferase. The record is from RefSeq and is a predicted model, not a curated record. Gene Ontology annotation, biological process: protein O-linked glycosylation via mannose. Lineage: Eukaryota; Fungi; Ascomycota; Pichiomycetes; Serinales; Debaryomycetaceae. Gene Ontology annotation, cellular component: endoplasmic reticulum; membrane. Bases 1 to 2268 code for a protein of 755 amino acids. The transcript has a single exon. Gene Ontology annotation, molecular function: dolichyl-phosphate-mannose-protein mannosyltransferase activity.
AUGUCACAGACCUUAAAAAAGAGAGGCAGUAACAGUGUUGGGAGGAAAUCGCCAGCAGCUUCUACCAUUGAAUUUGAUGAUAAGAAACCCGAGUUUGAUUUGAAUGCAGUUGUCCCUUCAAAAGAACCAGAAUAUAAAUACUUGGCAGCUCUAACCUUGGUAACCCUUCUAGCAAUUUAUACUCGAUUCACAAAAUUAGGCACUCCAAACAAAGUUGUUUUUGAUGAAGUCCAUUUCGGUAAGUUUGCGUCCUACUAUUUGGAACGUACUUAUUUCUUUGAUUUGCAUCCACCUUUUGCCAAAUUGUUAAUUGCAUUUGUCGGAUGGCUUAUUGGAUAUGAUGGUAAAUUUAAAUUCGAAGCUAUUGGUGACUCUUACAUUGAAAAUAAUGUUCCCUAUAUUGCAUACAGAUCUUUACUGGCCAUUCAAGGUGCAGCAAUCGUUCCAAUCAUGUUUUUAACCAUGAAAACUUUGGGGUUCUCUGUUGCAGCUUGUUUGUUCUCCAGCAUAAUUGUUUGCUUUGAUAACGCCCAGGUCACUGAUUCAAGAUUGAUUUUAUUAGAUGCCACCUUAAUUCUCAGUGUUGCAUUGACUAUCUUUUCGUAUUCCAAAUUUUCGACAUUUAGAAAGCAGCCCUUUUCUUCGAAAUGGUGGACUUGGUUGUUAGCCACAGGUGUAUCCUUAUCAUGUGUCAUUUCCACUAAAUAUGUUGGUGUCUUCACAUAUCUUACCAUUGGUAUUGCCGUUAUUCACGAAUUGUGGAUUUUGUUAGACUAUAGAAAAGGGUUGACCUUACAAGAAUUUGCAAAGCACUUUUUUGCCAGAUUAUGGGCUCUCAUAAUUGUUCCAUUUUGCAUCUAUUUGUAUUGGUUCUACUUGCAUUUUGCAAUUUUGACUAGAUCUGGUCCUGGUGACGCAUUUAUGUCUAGUGAAUUCCAGGAAACUUUGUUGGAGUCACCGCUAGCUGCUCACUCCAAGCAAGUGCAAUAUUUUGAUCAAAUUACUAUCAAACACAAAGAUACUGGUGCAUUUUUACAUUCACACCAACACGAAUAUCCAUUACGUUACGAAGAUGGAAGAAUUUCUUCCAAUGGACAGCAAGUUACUUGUGUAGUAGAUGAAAACGCAGCCAAUGAUCCAAACAACCAAUGGGAAAUAGUUCCAACUGUUGAAGGAGCCAACAAGGGUACAAAAGUUUACACAAAUGACAUUGUCAGAUUCAGACACAUUGGUACCGGUGGUUAUUUAUUAACUCACGAUGUGGCUUCACCUUUGAAACCAACCAAUGAAGAGUUUACUGUUGUUUAUGACGAUGCUGCCCAACAACGUUACAAUGAGACAUUAUUUAGAUUGAGAUUGCAUGUUCCAGGAUCAAACCCAAAGAAAGAAAAGAAUAAAAAAGAAAUUAAAACAUUGGCAACUGACUUGAGAAUUUUGCAUGUUGAUACUGUAGUUGCCAUGUGGACCCAUAAUGAUGAAUUAUUACCAGAAUGGGCAUUCAACCAACAAGAAGUCAGUGGUAAUAAAAAAAUCCCAGAUAAGGACAAUAUUUGGAAUUUCGAUUUGAUCACCAAUUUGCAAAGUACCGAUCCAAGAAAUCAAUAUGUUCCUAAAAAAGUCAAGACUUUGCCAUUUUUAAGAAAGUGGUGGGAAUUGCAAAUGUUAAUGUUUCAUCAUAAUAACCAGUUAUCAUCAGAACAUCCAUUUGCAACACAACCUGGCGAAUGGCCAUUGGCAUUGUCGGGAGUUUCCUUCUACAACGAUAAUACCGAGAAAAAGCAAAUUUUCUUUAUUGGUAACAUCUUUGGAUUUUGGUUAGAAGUUUGUUUCUUGUCAAUUUAUAUUGGUAUUUUAUUGGCUGAUCAAAUAACACGUCGUCGUAACAUACAUGUGUUGAGUGACAGAGCAAGAUCAAGAUUGUACAACACUUUGGGAUUUUUGUUUGUUGGCUGGGCUGCCCAUUACUUGCCAUUCUUUUUGAUGAAUCGUCAAAAGUUCUUGCAUCAUUACUUACCAGCACAUUUAGUGGCUGCAUUGUUUUCUGGUGGACUAGUUGAAUUCAUUUGCUCCAACAACUCAGCCAGACCAAAUGGCAAGCCUAUUGGGGUCAACAAAUACAAGAUUAUUGCUGUUGUUGCAGUUUGUUCUACUUCUAUUAUCUGGUUCUUUUUCUAUUUCAGACCACUUACCUACGGCGAUGUUUACUUGACUCCUGAGGAAAUUAAAGCUAGACAAUGGUUAGACAUCAAGUUGCAUUAUGGUAAAUAG